Molecule: messenger RNA, 918 nt
Organism: Arachis duranensis
Lineage: Eukaryota; Viridiplantae; Streptophyta; Magnoliopsida; Fabales; Fabaceae
Exons: 3
Coding region: 1-918 (305 amino acids)
Source: RefSeq, a predicted model, not a curated record
AUGGUGGUUAUUCAUGGCCUUCAAGCUUUCAUCGCUCCAUUUUCUUGCGACGUGGAGAGGAUGACCUCGCUCUCGUUCCCGUUCCAUCCAGAUCAUCGUUCUGGUCAACAUAUUAAUACUUCCGGCUCGGUGCAGCCUGCUAUCAUGCGCCUGAUGCUCAGAGAUGCCAUGCUCCGUAACAAUGGCUUCAGCAUCCUAGCCCUCCCUAGAAAGGUGAAGUACGCCGAGCUUGUGACUCUUAACAAUAUGACGGUCUUCGCCGUUGACGACCUUUCGAUCUUCUCCGGUUCUCACUCUUAUAUCAGCAACGUCAGGUUCCACAUUGUGCCAAACCAAACCAUUUCUUGUGGAUCGCGGAUCUGGAGAAGCUUCCGGCGGGGACUGUUCUGCCGACAUUGGAACGAGGCCAACCGCUGCUUAUCACAACCUCCGGUGCCGAUGAGGAUUAAGGUGCCGGACGUCAUCCGCAACGUCAAGAUCGUGGUGCACAGUGUGUACUUGCCAUUUCCACAUAUAUAUAUUAAUCCUGUGGCUGCGGCUUACGACAGUAUCCUAGGAGGAUCAGAAGUCUCAGGAGGAGAUCAGACGAUGGAAGGAACGUGUGCUGCUCCGGGUGGGCAUGGAGGUUGUGGUGAGUCCCCGAUGCCUCAGGUCAAGCCAAUGGUGGAGAUCGAGGAUCACCAUGGCCUGGUCUAUAAUACCCAAAAGAACGGACUCAAAGCGCCCUACCUUACUUAUGGGUCCACAUUCUCAAUGAAUGCCGAAACGACUGCCCUAACAUCUAUUUCGUCAAGAUUUUCCACUAAAGGAAUAUAUGGGAAAAAAGCCCCAUCCGAAGAAGGGGAACUGGCUGCUUCGUUUAGGUCUGGCAGAAGAAGGAGUUGGUAUGGUGAUGGUGACAAUAACCUUUUCUCAUAA